Molecule: messenger RNA, 5397 nt
Organism: Apus apus (common swift)
Lineage: Eukaryota; Metazoa; Chordata; Aves; Apodiformes; Apodidae
Gene: PLEKHO2
Product: pleckstrin homology domain containing O2
Exons: 6
Coding region: 224-1945 (573 amino acids)
Biological process (GO): macrophage apoptotic process
Source: RefSeq, a predicted model, not a curated record
UGCCGCGGCUGCUGCUGCUGCUCCCCGAGAAGUUGGUGAGGAGGCGAGAGCCGCGGGACUCGGCUCGUCUCGGCCCGGAUCAGCUCGGCCCGGCUCUGCUUGACCCGGUUCGGCUCGGCCCGGCUCGGCAUGCCCGCCCGCCCGGAGCCGAGCGGUGCAGCGGGGCGGCAGCGGCGGCCAAGCCCCUGAGCGGGCGGCGAGGAGCGACCGGCUCUGGCCCGCCAUGGAGCAAGAUACAAAGGAGGAGGUUUCAGAGAAGCCAAAGUCUGCUCCAACUGCAGAGAAAUAUGGCUGGAUUAAGAAAAGCAGUGGAGGGCUCCUGGGAUUGUGGAAGGAUCGUUACAUCCAGCUACGGAAAACACAGCUUGUGGUCUAUGAGGAUGAGGAUGAACAGAAGUGCAUAGAAACAGUGGAACUGGAGAGUUAUGACAAGUGCCAGGAGCUGCGUGUGCUACUCAAAAAGAAAAACCGUUUCAUUUUAAUCCGCUCCCCGGGUAAGAAGGUUCAUGAUAUCAAAUUUCAAGCUCCAACUUUGGAAGAGAAGGAAUCGUGGAUAAAAGCUCUUAAUGAAGGGAUCAAUAGAGGCAAAAACAAAGUAUUUGAUGAGGUGAAAGUAGACGAGAGCCUUUCCUUGGACCAUGUAACUCGGGACAGAGUGAAAAUGACCCACGGACGCAGGCCACCCACAAGAAAUCACCUAAAGGAGGCUGCUAAGUUGACAUCAGAUGGAAUCCUGCGACUAGACCUGGAUAUAGUAGACAACAGACCACCAAACUUGGAUUCCACCAUGAGUGAAAGUGAGAAUGCACCACCUGAGAAAGAAACUCCAAAGCCACCUAUGCCACCUGCAAAACCCACCAUCACAAAAGAAAACCAAGAUGCAGAGAACGACGUUCCUGACCAGGAACAUAAAAAACCUCUGUCUCCUCCGUUGCCCCCAGAUAAGAAGCUUAAGGAAGGCCUAGCAUCAAAGGACAAUGUAAAUGCCAAGGAAGAGGACUCUGUAAGCCCAGAGGAGAAUGUGGAAGGAUCCCAAGCACCAAAUGAGGAGAACAGAGAGAACCAUACUGAGGUCAGCAACAGGGGCAUGGCAAAAGCUCCAAUUCCUCUUCCCAAGAGCAUGCCAGACAAGCUAAAAGUAGCCUGGGACCAAUCAAUCCCUGAGCCUAAAAACACAGAAGACUUGAAAUCACCAGGAGACAGUAGCAAAGACAACUUUGCUGAGAUUGCUGCUGCAGAUGUCACAAAGCCUCUGGUUCCUCCUAAGAUUCUGUCAGAAAAAAUGCUAGCCACAAUGCAGUCCAGCCAUGGGGAUCUAGAAGCUGGGGAUAGAGAAGGCUUGGAGUCCAGCAGCUCCAAGCCCCCAGUGAAUGGGAUCACAGCCAGUGAGGCAGCUGAGUCCACAUCCCCAGUGGUUGAAACUGAAGAAGGAAAUGGGACAAUCUCUGUUGAGAAGGAACAGCAAAUUUCAGCAGAAGAGACAGAGACUUCCUUACCUACAGAAACAGGCCAUGAGAGUCUAAAAGCAACUGUUGAGAAGAAUGAGUCUGUAGAAAACACUUCAGGUCUCAAACUUCGCAGUUCUUCUCUGGGAGACCUGCUGUCUGAUUCCAAAAAUACAAAGAGAGCACUUCCAGGCCAAGGUUUUCCCAAGGAUCCCCAUCACUGCUUAGCUAAAAUGGAGGAGAAAGUUGCUAAUGAAAGGGAAAAGGCAGAAAAACUUCUGCAGAAGGUUUUACGUGAAGGGUUGGAGCAGGCCCAGGAGGGGAAUGGACCCCCAGUGAUGGCAGAGACAUUGCUCAACGAGGCAGUAGAACAACUCCGGCAAGCUACACAAGUUUUGCAAGAAAUCAAAGGUCUUGGAGAACUGAAAAAAGAAGCAACACAGAAACAGAAAGAAAAGCAAAAGGAUCUAGUGACUCUUUAUAGGAGAAGUGCUCCCUGACAUACUCUUCCAAGACAUUUCUCUCUCAAAAUCAAAGCUGAACAUUUGCCAUUUAUGAUUUGUACUGUUGCUAGGCCAGUGUUUAAAAGGUGGUGUUUUGCUGUGCACACACCGUGUAUAUGGGACAGAACUGAGCUUUCAGUUAUAGCAUCUUUCUCUCUCUCUUCAUGCUGUACACAUCAGUCUGGUUCUAAUCCUCUUAGCACAGCAGAAGGUUACAUGACAUUGAAAUGUGAAUGUUCUGUAAGGACUCAGUCCAAAGUCCUUUCAGUGGAUCAGGCUUUAAAAAUUACUGGUAAUCAAACCAAACAUUUUUUGAAAGGAACAGGAUGGCUAUUGUAGCAAAAGCCCCUGUCUAUCUGUAUUUACAGACAAGCAGAUACCAGAUUGCACUGGCACCUACUGGGUUUCCCAUUUAAAUCAUUUAAGGAUAAAAGUAGUCAGUGUUCGCUUGCUGGCGAGGUUCCCCAGACCACCUGGCCCAGUGACAUCUAGGAAUGUAGAGAGAAAUGGUUUAAUCUUCUCCAAAUAUACUCCUAAAACCGCAUCCACAGUUGAAAAGUGACCUCACACAGAGGCAAGCAAAACUGGCCAACUCCUGACUACCCGUAGCAUCCUCAGAUCUGGAGCAGCUGUACGAAGGCACUCCUCUGAGUCUGGCUGUGCAGAGCUUUGGGUGUACUAUGAACUGCACAAGUGAACCCAAGUCUCAUUGCACCAUUACCAGGCAAGUAUUAAUUGCUUCUGUUUCAUUAAUAUGGAAGUCAAGGCAAAGGCGCAGAGCAGGUUACACUUGGAGUACACUUUGAAGGAGUUUCUUCUAGCAGCCCAACACAUUUUUUAUUGAGGACUGUACCUAUCUGUUAACUCUGAAACUCCUCAUCAUAGUUGUUAACAGUUAGCCAGGCACAUGGAGAGCUUGUGUCCAGGAGCUUCUGAGGAGAGCCAUCAGGAAGAAGCUUUAGGGAUGUGUGUUCCCUUAGCUUUGGGCUUGCUCUCUGGGAUGUCAGUUGACAGGAACAUGUAUAUCAGGCAGUGGGUCUGGAUGAGAUCCCUCUUCCUAUUUAACAGGUUCAUACCUGCUGUGUCCUGGCUAGCCUGAGAGCCAUGGUUUGGCACAGACAUCUUUAGUUGGGAGUUUGUGGUGGAAAAAAGCAUUUUGCAUGCUCAAUUCUGGGGCUAGUCCCUGUGGCUUAAGUAUAUUAAAGGCAUUGCUUCAGAAGGGUCCAAGGGAGGCAUUGCAGAAGGCUCUAGCACAACUCCCACAGCUUCCCUGCCCAUCUGCUGAGAGCAACCACAGCUGCCAUGGUCUGUAGUGAUUACAGCUGUGAUAAAAUCAUGUCUUGCACCGCUGCUGUAUAGCCCUGGACCUUAGCUGGGUCCCCUAUUUUCUGUAGCUGCUCUGAGGAGAAUCAUAUGCCAACUCAAAGGGCUUCUCCUUUGCCUGAGCCAGACUCUGGAAGCAUGGAAAGGGUGAUCUUCUCAGUCUGAUUUUAAGGAAUGACAGACUGUCUAAGCCCCUUUCUCUCUUUGCCAGCACUGCCCUCUUAGCUCACCCAUUUCUUCCUUCUUAGUUUCCCAGGUUCCACAAGGCUGCAGUGGGCUGCAAACACCUCCCAUAGCAGCAGCCCAGUAGAGCUUUAUCUGAGCCUUUCUUUAGACUAGGCAGGGGCACCUCAGGUCAGAGCACAGAAAUGUUGGCUUAGGGCUUCCAGAUACCCUCUUUUUCACCACCUGGAGCCACCAAGACAGCUAGUGAUUAGAAUAGAAGCUUCUGCCCCUUUUGAUUAAAGCAGCCUUGGUUCCAGUGGUCUGUCCCCCUCUCAAGACACCCAUAGACAUCGCAGGGGAAUUCACUUGUUAUUCUCUCACAUGGAAAGUUCUACACAGUGAAACACUCAGUGCUCAGGUGCCAAAAAGCUUUGCUUCAAAACAAACACUUCCUACAUCCUAAGCCCACUCCUAGGCACACAGCCCGGACCAAACUCUGGAUCCAUGUAAUUUGCUGCUGUAGAUUCAAUGUGAACCAUGGGUCUGACUCACCUUUCCAGACAUCCUUAGGACAAGGGCUAUACCACAGACAAUAUUCAGUGCCUAUCUGCUAUCUAAAUGUAUUUUUCUGCAUGUGCACUUUUGUUUACCGAACACUGUGUGGUAUGAAUGUGAGCUGUCAGAACCUGGUGUGCACUGGAAGUGGAGGGACAUCAGCUGCAGAGAGCAGGCAGGCUUCUGCAAGAUGCAGUUCUAGAACAAGAGAUGAAUGAGAUGGGGAAAAAGCAGUUCACACUAACAGGAAUAUACCCAAACCAGGGCAAACUCUGGGUACAGGUUCAUAUCCCAAAGCUAAAGCCAGUCCUAAACUCCAGGAUGGGCAAAUCAAAGCCUGGAACUGGAAACCCAGGAAAAUGGAAACAGCUUAUGGGAUAGUUCAGUCCCCUAAUUUAUAUACAAAUGCUUUUGCUCUCACAGGUGGUAUCUUGUGUGGGUGUGUUGUGUGGGCAAAGUGCUGAUGAAAAUACCCAGACAUCCCUGUUACAGCCAAACCUACAGGAUGUACUUAUAUUUACUGUAUAUUUUUAUAUUAUACUGAAUAUUCUCAUGAAUAAAUGUCUGACAUUUUACUGAAUACCCAUCAGUAGGAAUAUUAACAAAAAAACCCCCUCCUAUCUCUGUAAAGAAAUGGGCAAGGUAAAUCUUUUUACAAGUUACAGCCAAUUACUGUAUUUGCUGUACUAACAAAACUUAUUAGAUUUGUAUUAUGUCAUGUAAAUAGGUAUAACUUAAGUGGAAUCUCUGUAGCACCAGUAACUACUGCUGAAAAUGCUUUGGUUUUAACUACUUUUUUCUAACAGGGUUAGCAGUUUCAUCCUACUAUGUCUGCUCCAGCUGCAGGCCUGAUUCACCUGGACUUGGCAGGAAAAUAUGCAUCACGUUCCUGCUGGAGUUUUCCUAUUUGUUCUUCUCCUUCAGGUCAUGAGUCAGACCCUGCUGAGGGCUGGAGAGUGGUUUCUCCUGCAGCUGCCUUCUGGGGUGUUUUUAUGUGCUCUUCUGAAAAUGGUAGUGCUGGGGAGAGUCAGAGACAGGAUCCUGCCCUGCUCUGACCUUAUACAGCAACUCCCAUCUUCAGUCUACAUCCUGCCACCAUGCACUUUUUUAUUUUUAAAUUUUCCUUUAUACUUACAUUUAAACUUACAUCUAAUUUCUGGCUGCACUAAGGCUGGGUUUUUUUGUGCCUGAAAACCCUCUGGGCAUGGAGCACUGGGGUGUGAGUCUGUGUUUUGGGCUGUGCCACCAGGUUACAUGUCUGUGACAGGAAGGAAGCGAGUUUGCAAGGAAGGAAAUGUGGAUGUCGAUCUGAAAAGCAACUGCUGCAGCCUGUGGAAAGGCAGCACUUUGUCUCCUGCUUGUAAAGAGCUUUUAGAUUUGGCAAUAAAACCCCCUGUGAAAUAUGA